Zerene cesonia (dogface butterfly) is the source of this 897-nucleotide messenger RNA. Its product is annotated as carbonyl reductase [NADPH] 1-like. Lineage: Eukaryota; Metazoa; Arthropoda; Insecta; Lepidoptera; Pieridae. Gene Ontology annotation, molecular function: oxidoreductase activity, acting on the CH-OH group of donors, NAD or NADP as acceptor. Bases 1 to 897 code for a protein of 298 amino acids. The record is from RefSeq and is a predicted model, not a curated record. The transcript has a single exon.
AUGGCUGAUAAAAUUGCUGUUGUAACUGGCUCUAAUAAAGGUAUCGGCUUCGGUAUUGUUAAAGAAUUGUGCAAAAGGGGAGUUGGUGUUGUUUAUUUGACAUCAAGAGAUGUGAACCGCGGCAAAGAAGCUGUGGGAAUCUUGGAAAAGGAAAAUCUACAUCCCAAAUUUCAUCAACUCGACGUAAGUAAUGAAGAAAGUGUUAAAGCAUUCGCCGAAUAUAUAAAGAAGAAGUAUAAUGGACUAGAUAUUCUGAUUAAUAAUGCCGGCCUACUUGAUUCCGACUAUCACAAACCCAAUUAUGAGGAUGCAAAAAAAGUAAUUGAUACUAAUUUUUAUGGAGUUUUGUUAAUGCAAAAGUAUUUCUUUCCAAUUAUUAAUGAAAAUGGACGAGUUAUAAAUGUAUCUAGUGACUGGGGUCAUAUAACGAAUUUAAAGAAUUCACAUUGGAUACAACGACUCACUAAUAAAAACGUAAGUGUUGAAGAUGUCAAUGCCUUUGUAACAUGGUUCCUGGAUUCAGUCAAGAAUGGCACAGUAAAGGGAGAGGAUUUCGUAUCUUACAAUGUACUCGCAUACAGAGUGUCAAAAGUUGCACUGUGUGCUCUGACUCGUAUCCAACAAAAGGAAGUCGGAAGAAAUAUUUCAGUAAAUUCCCUUAACCCGGGCUUUGUUCGAACAAAUAUGACUAAAGGAGCUGGUGAUAUGACUGUAGAUGAAGCUGGUAUCACUCCCGCAUAUUUAGCUCUGGAUAUUGAUCAGUCUGUAAAAGGCAAGUAUUUCUGGUUUGAUAAGACUGAAGUCGAUUGGACAGAUACUAGCCUUGACAUACUUGAUACAUUUGAUGACUUCGAAAAACGUGUUGAAGAUGCUGUCAAAUGUAAUGUUAAAGUUUAA